Messenger RNA from Sphenostylis stenocarpa, 951 nucleotides. The record is from the annotation of a GenBank genome assembly. NCBI's taxonomy places the organism in Eukaryota, Viridiplantae, Streptophyta, Magnoliopsida, Fabales, Fabaceae.
AUGGAGAUGACAACGUUGCAAGAGCUGAUAUGUGCUAUGGCUAUAACACAGAUGGAGGGUGCAAAAAAUGGGAGGAGAUACCCUCUUGCAGGCUUCGUGGUGAUUGCAGGGAUAUUUGCUGGAAAAAUUGCAGUUGCGUUGGAUUCAGAAAAUAUUAUGAAGAUGGAACUGGUUGCCUUUUCUUUCACUGGAAUUCAACGGAAGAAAAGAAAAUAUGUGUUUCAAGGGAAAAGCAAAAAGGAAAUAGAGAUUGAGAUACCAGAUUUAACUGCUUCAGAUAAAAACUUAGGUAUUGAAGAUCUUGAAGGUGAUUUGAAGAAGGAAAAUGAUUUAAAAGUAUUUAACUAUGCAACGAUUCUUGUGGCGACCAAUGAUUUUUCAGCUGAAAAUAAGUUAGGAGAAGGAGGCUUUGGACCAGUUUAUAAGGGAGUUCUGUCAACAAUGAAAGAGGUUGCUAUAAAAAGGCUUUCAAAAUCGUCUGGACAAGGAAUGGUGGAAUUCAAAAAUGAAUUGACACUGAUAAGUGAACUUCAACACAUGAAUCUUUCUGAUGUGUAUAGCUUUGGAGUCUUGUUGCUUGAAAUUGUGAGUGGAAGAAGAAACACCAGCUUCUACGAUGGUGAUCGUCCACUAAAUCUAAUAGGGCAUGCAUGGGAGUUAUGGAUUGAACAUGAGUGGCUACAAUUGCUAGAUCCAUCGCUGAGCGACUCAUAUGUUGGUGAUGAAGUUGAGAGAUGUAUCCAUGUUGGUAUAUUAUGUGUACAGCAGUAUCCAAAUGAUCGACCUACAACCUCAGACAUCAUAUCAAUGUUAACAAACAAGAAUGUCACAGUUGACUUACCAAAAAGACCAGCAUUCUAUUGUGGAAGGGAAAGCUGUGAUGAGAAUCUAUCUUCUAAGGAGUUUUAUACGGAUUCUACAAAAGCAAUCCCUACAUCCACAGAAAUAUAA